AUGUGGGCUGACGAACGCCGCGCGAUGAAGCGGCUCCUCCCGUGCCUGCUGGCGGCACUCGCGGGGAGCUGGGAGGUCGACGACCAGGGCCGCCUGACAGCGUCGCUGCAGGUCGCAACGCUCGAUCCCGCCACGAGACGCCUCGACGUGCCCGAGGGCGCGCGCAUCUGGCUCGAAGUUGGCACGAACAGCCGGAAUUGGCUCGCCAACUGCGAGCUGCUCUGCGAGGGCUACGACGACGUAUACAUCGUGAGCUUCGAGCCGCUCUUGGAACACUACGGCCGCGUGGUCGCGGGCGCCGUCGCGGCGCCGAGCGGCGGCGCCGGCGGCCUCCGGCGCCUCGACGGCCGGCGCGGCGUCGCGCUGCCCUUCGCGCUCGACGCGGUCGACGGCGAGGCCGACUUCCACGUCGCCGCGCAGGACGGGUGCAGCGCGCUCGCGAAGCCGAUCCCCGGCGAGCGGGCGUGCGCGACCGUCGGCGGCGUGCGCCGCGUGCCGACGAUGACGCUGAAGUCGGUCUUCGACGUGCUGCUGCCCGUCGGUGCGCACGUCGAUUUUCUUUACGUCGACGCGCAGGGCCACGGUUUGAAGAUCCUCGAGGGCGCGGGCGACUCCCUGGCGCGCGUCGACGCGAUCGUCGUCGACGCGCUCCUGCGAGACGAGGCGCUCAUGUACGAGACGCAGAACGGCUGCGCCGCGACGGUCGAGUUCGCCGCGGCCGCGGGCUUCCACGUGCCCUUUGAGACGCGCGCGUUUUUGUGCGACCACGCUGCGGACCACGCGGGCCGCCUCGAGUCCGCACCGCGCGAGAUCAACGUCUUCUUCGCCCGCGACGCGACGCGCGCGCGGCCCAUCUGCCCCCACGUCCUGGAUUACUGCAUCGAGCGCGAGGACGUGCUCACCGUCGGCUUCCACGCGCAGCUGCCGACCUGCCGGGGCGACGAGCGCUGCGAGACCGACGUCUGCCGCGAGGGCGAGGGCCACUGCCUCAUCUACCUCGACGCCCGGAACUGCUGGUGCACCACGUGGCAGAUUCAGAAGCCAACAACAAUGAAUGCGUGCUUCGGCGAGCUCCCAACCGCGCGCGACGACUAUCCAGACGACUAUCCAAAGAAGAAGGCGGCGGAAGACGACGGUCCGAAGAAGGCGGCGGAAGAUGGCAGCAUCACGCGCGAGGAGGUGCUGCGCUUACUGGGCGCCCACCAGGAGGAGGUCGAGGCCCUGCAGGCCGAGGUCGCGCGCCUCGCCGCGCGGGAGCCCGGCGGCGGCGACGACGGGCGCCCCGACGCGGAGUGCCUCGAGGAGAUGCUCGACGCCGAGGGCGAGGGCUUCACGGGCCUCCCGGUCGACCGGCUCUACGAGAAGGCCGACGAGUCCUACUUCUUCCGCGUGCAGUGCAUGGUCAUGUACAACGGCUUCGACCUGUGGACGACGUUCCACUUCCUUUUCGUGGUCGUCGUCGUCGCCAUGCAGAUCGGCGCGCUCCAGACCGUGUGGCAGUCCGUGUGGCUGGUGACGGACUUUUCGCAGUGGGCCGGCGCCGACGACCCCGACGUCGUCGGCGAGUACUACCCGAGCGGCGUCCCCUGGCCGACGGACUACUGGGGGCUGCUCGAACACUACGACUCGCACAAGGUCUACGGCGUGCUCUUCAUCGUCGUGUUCCCGCUCGUGUUCACUUGUGUCUGCGUGACCAUCAGCCUGCGCGCGGAGAUGGAGGAGUGGAAGGCCGGCUACGUGCUCUUCCGCCGCGAGCUGCGCAACUUCUACGACAACCGCGCGGCCGUCGACGACAAGGCGGCGGACGACGACGCGCCGCCGCGACGGAGGCCCAGCGCGAGCGAGGUCAACGCGGCCGUGCCCCGGCCCCGGCUCUUCCGGCGCCUCGCGGCGUGCCUCUUCACGCACUACGUCCGCGCGUCCAUCGUCUGGUACUUCGUCGACGUGUCGGCCAUGGUCCUCGGCACGGCCGACGGGCCCUUCAACCUGCUCCUCAACGCCGUCGCGCUCGUCUACGUCCUCGACAUCGACGAUCUGCUGCGCGUCGACAUGCCGUCGAACAACUUGUUCGGCGUCGAGGACGCGCGCCGGCGGACGCGGUACCGCGCGCGGAAUCGCCAGGCGCGCGCCGUCUUCCGCGAGGUCGUCGAGGCCGUCCGCGCGGCGCCGAAGCGGCUCCUCGACGCCUACCACGGCGUCGGCUGGCUGUCGCCCGUGUGCAUCUGCCUCGCGCUUUUCCACAUGUCCGCGCGGUUCCAGCGCCACACGCAGCGGGGGCGGCUCGUCUCCGCGGACGACGACUCGGAGCGGGGGGCGACGCACGUGUCCCUCACCGCUUCGUACAACUACACGAUGUACGCGGUCCUCGUCGUCUUGCUCGUCGACGCCCAGACGGCCGCGUACGUCUCUCUGGCGGACGAAGCGCGGAGGUCGUGGAGGCCGAUGGCGGAGGCCGCGGCCUGGUUUUUGGUCGAUGGCCUCGUCCUCGCGCUCAUCCGCCAGAUCGCGCUGCGCUACGCCGUCCACUGCCUCCUGCCCUACACCAUGUCCGAGGAGACGUGGCCCAUGCGCUUCUGGAAGCGCCUCGACCCGACGCCGAAUCGGCCCGAGCGGAGCUACGACUACUACCACUACGACGGAGCGACGGACGACGCCUAUUCGUAA
Molecule: messenger RNA, 2664 nt
Organism: Aureococcus anophagefferens
Lineage: Eukaryota; Pelagophyceae; Pelagomonadales; Pelagomonadaceae
Exons: 2
Coding region: 1-2664 (887 amino acids)
Source: RefSeq, a predicted model, not a curated record